AUGGAGCCGGUCGGUAUCUAUUGGCGGCCUGAAGGCAUGAGCCUCCACGGCACUCGUCUACGGAUUCGCGGCACAUGCCUCCUUUUGAGGCUAUUUUAUUUCGUUACAUUAUAUUCCGUUACGGCCGUUCGAGUGCAGAAAGUCAGCCCGGAGCAGCUACAUCAACUUCAAGCAGUUUUGGAGGGCAGUGCCGUUGAAAAAGUCAGCCAACAACAAUCCGAUGGCAUUGAACUCUUUGCUGAUGUUCGCCGCCAGCCCGGCGCCCACCCCAGCCACAACGAACUGAGCGUCAAUGAAGUCAGCAACUACUUUCAGGGGGAUGUCGACCUGUCUCUAACUCAAUACAACGCCAUCACGAACCACCUGCGUAGAACCGGUAGCCGUAGAGAAAAGCGAAAGAUCGGCAAGUCGCCUUUCUACAACUUAUGGGAUCGCGGAAAGUCGAUCAGCUAUGAUUUUGCUGAGAAUGUGCCGAGGGAUACAAGGGCAAAAAUAAGAGACGCUCUCCGACUGUGGCAACGUAACACCUGUAUCCGCUUCGAAGAAAACGGCCCAAACAUCGAUCGCCUCGAGUUUUUCGACGGCGGCGGCUGCUCGUCGUUUGUGGGGAAAGUCGGCGGAACGCAGGGCAUUUCCAUAGCCACACCCGGCUGUGAUGCCGUCGGCAUUAUCAGCCACGAGAUUGGGCAUUCGUUGGGCAAUUUCCAUGAGCAAGCCCGGCCUGACCAGGAGCAACACAUUAGUGUAAAUUGGAAUAACAUUCCGCUGGGGCGUUGGAACAAUUUUAAUGCCGUUGGAGAUGCGCAGGCGGAUACGUAUGGACUACCGUAUGAUACAGGCUCCGUAAUGCACUACGGUCCAUUCGGUUUCGCGACGGAUCCAUACGUACCCACGAUCCGAACGAUCGAAAGAUCACAGCAAACUACUAUCGGCCAACGAGCCGGCCCCUCCUUUCUCGAUUAUCAGGCGAUCAACCUCGCUUAUGGUUGCUACAAAAAUUGCCCACCAAUUCGGUGUCAUCGCGGUGGAUACCCACAUCCGAACAAUUGCUCGACGUGUAUGUGCCCUGAAGGGUUGGCCGGAGACCAUUGCGACUUUGUUAGAGCAAGCAAUCAAGAGUGUGGAGGCGUCAUUUGGGUAUCGGAACAAGGCUUCUACAUCAACAGCCCGUAUUACCCAAGGCAUUUCCCUAAGGGAUCCGAAUGUUAUUGGCUCCUCCGAUCGGUCAACGGCGCUCCCCUUUCUCUAAAAUUUGAUGGCAAAUUUGACUUUUACUGCGAGGACACGUGCGAUAAGUCCGUGGCUCCUCGAAGGACUUUUGUCUCGAAAACUCAUGAAAUGCUGGUGAUCAUGAAGGGAUCUGCCGGUGGAUCACAGGGAUUUCAAGCGUUCGUCCAAGCUAGGGCCGUUGGGACUCCUACUACUCCACGCCCGGUUAACCUUCGAAAAGUAGUUACCACUACAGCCUCGCCAACUGAAGUAGCCACUGCCGCUGAAUGCAACUGCGGUGAGUGGAGCGAGUGGAUCGGGGAAUGUUCUCAAGUUUGUGGCGGUUGCGGUAGCAGGCAGCGAACGAGGCAAUGCGCAAAAGAGGAUUGCCAUGAUGUGGACAAACGGCCUUGUAAUUUUAAGGCGUGCCCGGAGGGGACUAACUUUUUGAUUAACAAUGGUGAAUUCCACAUCCUAUGGCGUGGGUGCUGCGUAGGGAUGAUACGAUCACAAACGGAAUGUACGGCACUGGCCAGUGGAGAAAACCCACUCUUCAGCAUCAUCACUUCCCUCUUGUCCUCCAGCGAUCAGAAAAAGGCUGAGCGGACAAAUACGAUUCAAGGGGAGCACGGCGGAAGUUUGCCGGGAGAUGGGAAGGGACAACGGGUUUGGAAGGAUUAU
Mesorhabditis spiculigera is the source of this 1890-nucleotide messenger RNA. Lineage: Eukaryota; Metazoa; Nematoda; Chromadorea; Rhabditida; Rhabditidae. The record is from the annotation of a GenBank genome assembly.